UUUUGGUGACAAGCAGCCGGUUGAGAGUGGGCAUGAGUCUAUGCCAUGGCUAGAAGAGUCCAGCGAAGAUAGAGCAGAACUGAAGUGCCAUGGAGGAUACCCAGUCCAGACCCCAUUCAUCCCACUCCACAUACUCGCAGAGGACUGAGGAUGGAGCAUCCGCGCUGGGAAAUCAUGUUGAACAUCACCUUACUGUCAAUCGGGCAGUCCUGGUGGUUGCCAAGCGCUCAGAAAGUCCCAAUCCGAGUAUGACCGAAGAGACAAUCUACAUCCCUCGAACAGUGUCUUCAGUAGAUGCGUGCACCAACACAGAACCUCCUUACGAAUGCUGCCCAUGGCUACGCAGAGUAUACUCGUGCCCACCCCGAGGCUUGCUGGCCACAAUAAUCACCAAAGUGACCAUGGCUGCAGUGCUCUUUGGGGUGGUGUGGUCCAUUACAGAGAAGGAAUGCCUUCCGGGCGGGAACCUCUUUGGCAUUGUGACCCUGUUCAUCUGUUCUGUGGCUGGAGGAAAACUGUUUGGACACAUCCGCUUUCCAAACCUGCCUCCAUUACCUCCUCUUCUUGGCAUGCUGCUGGCAGGCUUUAUCCUCAGAAAUAUCCCUGUGGUGACAGAUGCGGUUUACAUUGAUGUUAGAUGGUCUGCCUCUUUGAGGAACAUAGCUCUUGCUAUCAUUCUGGUCAAAGCUGGGCUGGAAUUAGACAGCAAGGCCUUGAGGAAGCUUAAAGCAGUGUGUUUACGUUUGUCCAUAUUUCCUCUCACCUUUGAGGCAACCACUAUGGCCGUGGUCUCCUAUUUAUUAUUGGGUCUUCCAUGGGUCUGGGGCUUUAUACUAGGCUUUGUUCUUGGGGCUAUUUCUCCUGCAGUGGUGGUUCCAUCCAUGCUGCUUCUACAGAAGCAAGGAUAUGGAGCAGAGCAGGGUAUACCUACUCUUCUCAUGGCAGCAUGCAGCAUUGAUGACAUCAUUGCCAUUACCUGCUUCACCACCUGCUUGGGUGUAGCUUUCGCUACAGGCACAGUGUGGUUAAAUGUGCUGAGAGGACCGCUGGAGGUGUUAGGUGGUGUGAUUGCUGGUGUGGCGUUAGGAUACUUUCUGCAUUACUUCCCCAGCAGAGAUCAGGGAAGCCUGGUGCUGAAACGAUCCUUCCUGGUGCUAGGGCUGGCUGUGUUUGCUUUGUUUGGCAGUAAUGUGGCCGGGAUUCCUGGCGCAGGAGGCCUCUGUACACUGGUGCUGACGUUUGUGUCAGGAAUAGGAUGGGGAAAUGCAAAGGCUCCAGUGGUAGAGAUGGUGGAAAGGUUCUGGCAUGUGUUCCAGCCUCUUCUCUUUGGUCUUAUCGGUGCUGAAAUUGUCAUUGGUGCUUUGGAGAUCAGCACUGUUUCUCUAGGUAUUGCAGCCCUGUUCAUUGCUCUCACUGUACGGUUGCUCAUCACUUUUGCUGUGGUUCUGCAUGCCGGCUUUAACCUAAAAGAGAAAGUCUUUAUCGCUCUUGCCUGGAUGCCUAAAGCCACAGUACAGGCCGCUAUAGGCUCCACAGCUCUGGAUAUGGCCCGUUCUAAGAAUGACCUUGAGCUGCAGAAAUACGGAAUGGACGUCCUCACCGUGGCUGUGCUGUCCAUUCUCAUCACCGCUCCUAUUGGAGCCCUCAUCAUUGGCCUGCUCGGCCCUCGAAUGCUGCAGAAACCAAAGAACCCUGAGUGGGCUGUCAGCCAAGGUGCUUUAUCGGCAUCAGGCACACCGGUGACAUACGAGAGUGCUUUGUGAUCCAUGAUAGAAGCUUUUGGAAAUUUCUGGACUGGAGUUUCCAGGAUCUUAGAAGGAAUUGACACCCAACAUCUGAGGCUGCUGAUAAACCUUGUCUUUGUUACGCCCCUCUGAAGUCAGACUGCAGAUAUGGCAGACAUGUUAUUCAGAGCUGGACGGAAACGAUCAAACAUUACAUUAUUUAGACACAGGCAAUGAUUGUACUCUUAAUUUAUUGUUCUCCUUCUAAACACUACUUAAGCAUCAAACACUACAGAGAUUGUUUUAGUGCUAUCAAGUAAAUUUUUUUAACUUGUUUAAAAUUGCAUGCUGCUGUUUUGAUAGUAUUUGUUACAUUAGGCGUAUUAUAAAUCAGUCUAUAGACUGCACAUCUAUGUUACAAAAAGUCAUGUAGUGGUCAGUGUCGGAUCGACCUCCUGCAUUCUGACAUUUUACAUCAGAGUUCCUGCAGGUAUCUACAGUCAGAUUGUUCAAACAUGUUUUGUGUUUACAAUAUGUUAUUUUAGAAUCUAAUGAAAGAGACUGUUUAUUAUUAUUAUUAUUAUUAGUUUAAUUAUACAAGUCAUUGUUAUCCAGUAUCUUACUAAUUCUUUUUUCUGCUAACACUUAAACUGUCAGCAUUGCACAGCUUAUCAUGUUACUUUCCAAAGAACAAGACAUAUUUAUUUAUCAGUUAAGUAAUUUUUUUUUUUUUAUAUGAUUGUGUUUUCAUAAUGUGUCUAUUUUAAUCUGUUAUCAUGCAGGGUCAUGUGAAAGGUUUAGAUAAGAGUAUUUUUUUAGUGAAGUGAGUUUACAAGGUUUUGUCUCAGAAUAUAAUAGUAAUGCUACAUGCAGUCAUUGUUCAUUUUCAAAGUAAUAAAAAGACUGUUGUUAUUCAUAAUUUAACAUGUAAUUACGUAACACCUUUUUUAAAUUAAAUGUCUGAUGUAUAUGUGGUAAUAUGUAUGUAGUGUGCAGUACAACAGAAAUUACAUGAUAUUUGCCUUGUUAGUAAAUGGAAGGCAAAAGGCCCCAUUCAUUUGGAAGCAUAUAAUUUUAUGUCAAGCAAAGCAGAUGUAAAUAAGCAGCAUUGUUACUUUUCAUCUAGCAGCAGUGUAGUGGACUGCACCAUUGUGUGCUUUAUCAAAUGCACACUACAAACCAACAGCAGAUUUAGUCUGGGCAAGCAUAGACUGUUACAU
Myxocyprinus asiaticus (Chinese sucker) is the source of this 2944-nucleotide messenger RNA. Its product is annotated as sodium/hydrogen exchanger 9B2-like. Gene Ontology annotation, cellular component: membrane. The coding region runs from base 90 to 1763 and encodes 557 amino acids. The transcript has 12 exons. The record is from RefSeq and is a predicted model, not a curated record. Lineage: Eukaryota; Metazoa; Chordata; Actinopteri; Cypriniformes; Catostomidae. Gene Ontology annotation, biological process: proton transmembrane transport. Gene Ontology annotation, molecular function: antiporter activity.